AUGGUCGCAAUCGCGGCAGUUUCACGCGGCGAUCGCGACAGGCCGACAAGCACUCCAAAGCUCGGACUAUUUGUAUAUAUUCUCGCAUCGGCCGCUGUUAUUGGUGGAUUCCUCUUCGGCUAUGAUACUAGCGUCGUCUCUGCUGCUAUGCUCUACAUUCCGGAAGCGCCGGGUCUCAAACCGAUGAACACCGUAUGGCAGGAGAUUUUAGUGAGCAUUUCGCCAGGAAUGGCGGCCGUCGGAUCACUGAUGUCCGGCGUCUCAUCGGAUCGAUUCGGAAGACGCAAGGUGAUCCUGGGCGCCUCAUUCAUCUUCACCGUCGGAGCGCUCGUCUGCGCCGCUUCGGUCAACAAAAUUAUGCUUUUAAUCGGGCGAAUCUUAUUGGGAAUUGCCAUCGGAUUUGCUUCAAUGAUCGUCCCGGUUUAUUUGGGAGAAACCGCGCCGACGCAUGUCAGAGGAAUGCUCGUUUCAGCAUUCGCCCUAAUGAUCAGUGGAGGCCAAGUCGUCGCGAAUGUCACCGGCGGGGCGUUCAGUUACAUUGCGCCGUACACGAUUGGAUGGAGAUUGAUGUUCGCAUUCGCCGCUGUUCCAUCUGCAAUUCAAUUCGUCUGCUUCAUCUUCUUGCCAGAGACACCAAGAUGGCUUUACGAGCAUGGCUACGAGCAAGAAACUCGAGAGGUUCUUGAGAAGGUUUACAACGGCGACAACGAAUGGGUCGAGUUUGAAUUGGAAGACAUCAUGGCGUUCACCGAAGAUCAGAAAAAGGAUAAGAUGACACCUCUUGGGCAGACGCCGAUACUGUGGAGAAUUCUCAGAACGCCUCAUGUCCUGAAGGCGUGCUUCAUUGGUAGUAUGCUUCAAGCGUUCCAGCAGCUCGCAGGAAUCAACACGAUUCUCUACUACACCGCCGAUAUUAUCCGAUCUUCUGGAGUCAGUGAUAAUCACACGACGAUUUGGAUCUCGGUGGCCCUGUCGGUGUGCAACUUCAUCGGACCAUUCGUGCCAAUGAGUCUCAUCGAGCGCGUCGGCCGCCGGAUACUGUUUCUGUUCUCGUGCGCCGCCGUCGUUGUCGCUCUAAUCCUAAUCGGCGUCGCGUUUCUGCUCGUCAAUCAUGACUCGGCCGCAACAUUUUCCGCCGAAAAAUACGCGGCUGAUAACGCCUGGAAUUCGUCGUUUGCCGACGCCAAACACUGUAUGGAAUACACAAAUUGCGAUUUUUGUGUGACCACCGAUGCUUGCGGAUUCUGCCAUGAUCCGGACACUCGCGAAGGCUUCUGCUUGCCGGCUUCUGACGAUCCAUCGUUCUCGUCAAGUACUGGCGAAUGCUCAAGAUCGGCAAAAAAUGGUACGUCUUCAACAAACGCCUACAAAUGGCAAAAGUACUAUUGCAACACGCGGUUCACGCUUGUCCCAAUUUUCGUGAUGGGCUUUUAUCUGCUCACCUUCUCCUCGGGAUUCACUUCUCUUCCAUGGGUUCUCAACUCCGAGUUCUACCCAAUGUGGGCUAGAAGCACAUGUGUAUCAAUUUCAACACUUUCCAACUGGGUAUUCAACUUGAUCAUCGCUUUAACCUACCUUUCUCUAACUCAAGUUAUCACCAAAUAUGGAGCAUUCUGGUUGUAUGCCGGAUUCACUGCAAUCGCAUUUCUGUUCAUCUACUUCCUCGUUCCUGAAACGAAAGGAUAUUCGAUUGAUGAGGUGGAAAUGUUGUUUAUGAGCAAAAAGAAACGAAGAGCCACAGUAUCCCGACGACGAGAAACCCUUACAGAAAUCCGAUCGAAACUUGGCAGCAUCUCAUCAUACGCGUCGAAAUAUUAA
Molecule: messenger RNA, 1818 nt
Organism: Caenorhabditis bovis
Lineage: Eukaryota; Metazoa; Nematoda; Chromadorea; Rhabditida; Rhabditidae
Source: the annotation of a GenBank genome assembly